This is a messenger RNA of Blumeria graminis f. sp. triticale, 906 nucleotides long. The record is from the annotation of a GenBank genome assembly. Lineage: Eukaryota; Fungi; Ascomycota; Leotiomycetes; Helotiales; Erysiphaceae.
AUGACGACAAUUGGAAAUCUCGCCGCAAUCGAGCCCAGAGUUAAUCAUGAUGUUUUUCAGGUGUUUGAGAACACCUUAAAGCAGGCUCCGCAGUACAAUGAUGGAUUUAUCAAUGGCUUCUACGACGAUGAGGGUUGGUGGGCGUUGAGCUGGAUACAGGCAUACGAUAUUACUGGAAGGCACGAGUACCUCUCGGCAGCUGUGGAUAUAUUCAACGACAUGAAGAAAGCUUCCACGACACCAUGUGGAGGUAUUUGGUGGGAUAGAGCCCAGAGCUACGUUAACGCUAUAGCGAAUGAACUCUAUUUGAGCGUUGCUGCGCACCUAUCCAACCGAGUGCAAGGGCGCGAACGGAGAGAGUACAGGCAGAUCGCGGAAGACCAAUGGAGCUGGUUUCAGAAGUCUGGCAUGAUUAACGCAGACUCGACAGUCAACGACGGGCUGACUUCCACAUGCCGCAAUAAUAAUGGCACGAUAUGGUCAUAUAAUCAGGCCGUAGUAAUUGGGGGACUCGUAGAGCUUAGCAAAGGCUCUUCCGACGAAUCGUAUCUAGUUAAUGCUAAAAAAAUUGCAACGGCGGCCAUCACAACACUGUCCGAUCAUCAAGGGGUCCUUCACGACCCAUGCGAGCCCCACUGUGGCGAUGAUGGGUCUCAGUUUAAGGGUGUGUUCAUGCGCAACUUGAAAAUGUUACAGGAGACGGCGCCAGACAACAACUAUCUUGCCUUUAUCACGACCAAUGCGAGAAGCAUAUGGAACAACAACAGAAAUGAAGACAACCAACUUGGUAUCAACUGGGCAGGCCCAUUUAUGCCUCCGGCGACUGCGGGAACCCACAGUUCUGCGAUGGAUGCAUUGGUGGCGGCUUCAGCGUUUCAGAGAUCACUCAGAGACGGGGGGGACUAG